Messenger RNA from Tachyglossus aculeatus (Australian echidna), 960 nucleotides. Its product is annotated as olfactory receptor 6C74-like. Bases 22 to 960 code for a protein of 312 amino acids. Gene Ontology annotation, molecular function: G protein-coupled receptor activity; olfactory receptor activity. The transcript has a single exon. Gene Ontology annotation, cellular component: membrane. NCBI's taxonomy places the organism in Eukaryota, Metazoa, Chordata, Mammalia, Monotremata, Tachyglossidae. The record is from RefSeq and is a predicted model, not a curated record. Gene Ontology annotation, biological process: G protein-coupled receptor signaling pathway.
AACAGGAGUCACAGGUCGGCCAUGAGGAAUCACACGCAAGUAACUGAGUUCAUCCUCCUAGGGCUCACAGACGACCCGGACUUGCAGGUGGUGAUUCUCCUGUACAUUUCUGUCACAUACGUUCUGAGCAUCACUGGAAACCUGACCAUAGUCACUCUUACCCUGCUGGACUCCCGCCUCCACAGCCCAAUGUACUUCUUCCUGCGCUUCUUCUCCAUCCUGGAGAUCUGCUUCACCUCCGCCUGCAUUCCCAGACUCCUGGCUACCAUUGUCACCGGGCACAGGACCAUUUCCUACAACUGUUGUGCAACUCAGCUAUUCUUCUAUUUUCUGCUGGGGGUGACCGAGUUCUUCCUCCUUGCCGCCAUGUCCUAUGACCGGUACGUCGCCAUCUGCCAGCCUCUCCACUACACGACCGUCAUGAGCCAGAAAGUCUGCACCCUGCUUGUCCUCUGCUCCUGUCUGACCUGGUUCCUGGUCAUAUUUCCUCCAAUUAUCCUUGGCCUCCAACUGGACUUCUGUGGCUCCAUAGCCAUUGAUCACUUCUUCUGUGACGUCUCCCCUCUGCUCCUGCUCUCCUGUUCGGACACCGGGUUCCUUGAGCUGAUGGAUUUCAACUUGGCCUUGGGGACACUACUGGUCACCUUGGUGUUAGUGGCCGUGUCCUACACAGCUAUCGCCCGCACCAUCCUGGGACUGCCCUCUGCUCAGCAGAAGAGAAAAGCCUUUUCCACCUGCUCUUCCCACAUGGUCGUGGUCUCCAUCACAUAUGGCAGCUGCAUCUUUAUGUAUAUCAAACCGUCCGCAAAGGACAGGGUGGACCUGACUAAGGGGGUGGCCGUGCUCUACACUUCCGUGGUCCCCAUGCUGAACCCCUUCAUCUACACCCUAUGGAACCAGCAGGUCAAGCAGGCCAUCAGGGACCUGGUGAACCGAUUUCAAUUUUCCACCGAGGGGUGA